Messenger RNA from Scedosporium apiospermum, 1680 nucleotides. RefSeq lists its product as uncharacterized. The record is from RefSeq and is a predicted model, not a curated record. The transcript has 4 exons. Gene Ontology annotation, molecular function: ATP binding; protein kinase activity. The coding region runs from base 1 to 1680 and encodes 559 amino acids. NCBI's taxonomy places the organism in Eukaryota, Fungi, Ascomycota, Sordariomycetes, Microascales, Microascaceae. Gene Ontology annotation, biological process: protein phosphorylation.
AUGUCUACGAUACAACAACUCAAAAAUUUCAUCCGUCAUGGCAAGCAAGCUCGUGUUGCCGCCGAUGACGCCUCCAAAAACCCGGAGGCACCCCCCACUGGGCAGGCAGCCAAAAUUAUCCACCAUCACGCUGUCUCAGAUCCAGCCGUAGUCAACGCCAAGUCUAAACGGAUAGACGAGUCUAAGAUUGCCAAGCUGGUAGCCGAGGAAAAUGAGAGCAAAUCCAAGUUUCCGAAGUAUCCCGCGCUUGAGCGAUGGCAAUUACUCGAGAAAAUGGGUGAUGGUGCCUUCAGCAAUGUCUACCGCGCCAAAGACCGACACGAAAUUCAUGGCGAGGUGGCUAUCAAGGUCGUGAGAAAGUAUGAGAUGAACAGUCUGCAGCGCGCCAACAUCCUGAAAGAGGUCCAAAUCAUGCGGCAGCUGGACCAUCCCAACAUCGUCAAACUCAUCGAGUUUUCCGAGUCGAAGGAAUUCUAUUACAUCGUCCUCGAGCUUGCGCCGGGCGGCGAGCUUUUCCAUCAGAUUGUCCGACUUACCUACUUUAGCGAGGAUCUGUCUCGCCAUGUCAUCACUCAAGUAGCCAAGGCUCUUGAAUAUCUUCAUGAAGAAAAGGGCGUCGUUCACAGGGACAUCAAGCCGGAGAAUAUCCUUUUUAGCCCCAUUCCGUUUGUACCAGCGAAGCACCCACGUCCGAAACAACCGGGGGACGAGGACAAGGUUGACGAGGGCGAGUUUAUCAGGGGUGUUGGUGCUGGAGGCAUUGGUCGGAUCAAAAUCGCCGAUUUCGGACUCUCCAAAGUUGUGUGGGAAAGCCAGACUAUGACCCCUUGCGGUACCGUCGGGUAUACAGCCCCCGAAAUCGUCAAGGAUGAGCGUUACUCAAAGUCGGUAGACAUGUGGGCUCUGGGUUGUGUUCUGUACACUCUCCUAUGCGGAUUUCCACCAUUCUAUGACGAAAGCAUCGAAACGCUUACAGAAAAAGUAGCGAAGGGCCAGUACACUUUCCUCUCUCCGUGGUGGGACGACAUUUCCAAAUCUGCUCAGGAACUCAUCCGCCAUCUCUUGACCGUUGAUCCUGACAAGCGCUACACCAUCAAGGAGUUCCUCGCUCACCCGUGGAUCAGGCAAGCAGGGCCCACGCCAAGGGAAGAAAAGAAGAACAUCCUGCUCGAGAGUGUGGCUGCAUAUGAAGUCGGUAAAGUUGUGGACGGCGAAAACAAAUAUGACUUUAGGUCACCAGCGGCGGUAAAUCUUCGAGAAGUCUUCGAUGUCAGCUACGCGGUGCACAGGCAAGAAGAGGAGGCCAAAAUGAGGAAACAGCUUGGUAUAAAGGUUGGAGGGCCCGAACACCUUAGCGAAGUGACCGAGGCAGACGAGGAGCAAGAGGGUGCGGAUGUUAUUCAGGGCCAAGCGGGCACAAAAUCCCUCGAAACGAGCAUGCGCAACACCAAUAUCCGAGACCAAGACACCCAGCAUGAGAGGGGAAGAGAAAGGACACAAGCCCCUGCCCAUCAACAGGAGAAAGGCUACGGCCAACACUCUGCUGCCGUCGCGGCUGCCGCCCGUCAGCAAGUUAGGGAAAGGCAAAAACAGAAGGGUGCGUUCGAGCUAAGCUUGGACGGCGCAACGCUUCUGGGCCGGAGAGGCAUGAAGCCCGCGACGAGGGUUGGUGGAGCGUAG